GGAACAUCUAAAGGUGGAAUGUGCGGCUAAGUUGAUGUUGACGUGAAUUUGAAAACAUGGAGGCAUCUAAUGACAAAGAAGAGGAAGUUCUUUGCUCUGAAACAACUUUAUGCAAGGGCAAGAGGAAACAACAGAAAGAAGAACCCAGACCAACCUGUCUGUCCUUUAAGAGCAGCCACUCAAAAGAUGCCUUUAUUCGUUUUAAUCUUGACCAACCUUCAGAUGCAAAAAGACUUGACCAGAACUCUGACGUUGGUCAACCUCCCCCUGAGCAUCAAAUGCAGCUGGGCUCCAUAUUUAUGGAACUGGAGAAAAAGAUUGUGAUGUUUGUGAAGGAUGAGCUAAAGGAAAUCCAAAAGGUCUUGUGUUCAGAUUACCCCGAAUGUUCUGAGGGUCUGGAAGAGGAUGAGAGGGUGUCUGGAAAUAAGGAUGAAAAGCAGAGCAGCAGCAGCAGGAGCAGUAGAGAGGCAUUUUUAAAGAUCACUGUUGACUUCUUGAGAAUGAUGAAUCUGGAUGACCUUGCUGACCUUCUGCAGAGCAAGUCAUUCAUCACAUGUCAACAAACACUAAAGUCUAACCUGAAGAAGAAGCUCCAGUUUGUGUUUGAAGGAAUUGCUAAAUCAGGAAAUCAAACCUUUCUAAAUCAGAUUUACACAGAGCUCUACAUCACAGAAGGAGACUCUGGAGAUGUCAAUAAGGAACAUGAGGUCAGACAGAUUGAAUCAGUGUCCUGGAAACCAGACAGACCAGAAACAACAAUUAGACAUGAAGACAUAUUUAAACCCUCACCUGAUAGAGAUGAACCAAUCAGAGCAGUGAUGACAAAGGGCGUGGCUGGCAUUGGGAAAACAGUCCUGACACAGAAGUUCACUCUGGACUGGGCAGAAGACCAAGCCAACCAGGACAUCCAGUUCACAUUUCCAUUCACAUUCAGAGAGUUGAAUCUGUUAAAAGACCAGCAGUUCAGCUUAGUGGAGCUUGUUCACCAUUUUUUUAGUGAAACCAAAGGAAUCUCCAGAUUUGAAGAGUUAAAGGUUGUGUUCAUCUUUGAUGGUUUGGAUGAGAGUCGACUUCCACUGGACUUCCACAACAAUGAGAUCUUGACAGAUGUAAGAAAGUCCACCUCAGUAGAUGUUCUUCUGACAAACCUCAUCAGCGGGAACCUGCUUCCAAAAGCUCACCUCUGGAUAACCACACGACCUGCAGCAGCCAGUCGAUUCCCUCCUGAGUUUGUUGGCAUGAUGACAGAGAUCAGAGGAUUCACUGACCCACAGAAAGAUGAGUACUUCAUCAAAAGAUUUAAAUAUAAGGAGGAGGCCAGAAUGGUAAUCUCCCAUAUAAAGAAAUCAAGAACCCUCCACAUCAUGUGCCACAUCCCAAUCUUCUGCUGGAUCACUGCUAAAGUUGUGGAAGACAUGUUGAACAAAAAUGAUGGAGAAGAACUGCCAAAGACCCUGACUGAGAUGUACAUUCACUUUAUGGUGGUGCAGAACAAACUGAAGGGCAUCAAGUAUGAUGGAGGAGCUGAGACAGAUUCACACUGGAGUCCUGAGAGCCGAAAGAUGAUCGAGUCUCUGGGAAAACUGGCUUAUGAUCAGUUGAUGAAAAGAAACCUGAUCUUCUAUGAAUCAGACCUGACAGAGUGUGGCAUCGAUAUCAGAGCAGCAUCAGUGUGCUCAGGAGUGUUCACACAGAUCUUCAGAGAAGAGAGAGGGCUGUACCAGACCAAGUUGUUCUGCUUUGUCCACCUGAGUGUUCAGGAGUUUCUGGCUGCUCUUCAUGUUCACCUGACCUUCAUAAAAUCUGGAGUCAAUCUCCUGGUAAAAGGUGAAACAAAAUCCAAGGAAUUGGAAAAAAGAAGGCAUGAAUCUCUAGAGACAGACAUUUAUAAGAAUGCUGUGGACAUGGCCCUAGAGAGUCCAGAUGGACACCUGGACUUGUUCCUCCGCUUUCUACUUGGUCUUUCACUUAAUACCAAUAGGCGUCACUUAGGAGGUCUUGUAAAACAGACAGAAGAAAGCUUGAGGGCUAAUAAAGACACAGCCCAGUACAUCAGAGAGAAGAUAAAUAAUCAUCUGUGUGAUGAGAAAAGCAUCAAUCUGCUCCACUGCCUGAAUGAACUAAAUGAUCAGUCUCUGGUGGAGGAAAUCCAACAAUCUUUAAAUACAGGAAGUCUUUCAGCACACCAGCUGUCUCCUGCUCAGUGGUCAGCUCUGCACUUCAUCCUACUUUCAUCAGAAAAAGGUCUGGAGACAUUUGACAUGAAGAAAUACUCUGCUUCAGAGAAUGCUUUACUGGGGCUGCUGCCAAUGGUCAAAAUCAUUAGCAAAGUUAUACUGAGUGGGUGUAACCUCUCAGAGAGAAGCUGUGAAGCUCUGUCCUCAUUGCUCAGCUCAACAUCCUCUAGUCUCAGAGAUCUGGACCUGAGUAACAAUGACCUGACAGAUUCAGGAGUGAAGCUGCUGUGCAAUGGACUGAUGAGUCCCAACUGUGAACUCAAAAUUCUGAGGCUUUCCGGCUGCCUGAUCACAGACGAAGGAUGUGCUGCUCUGGCCUCAGCUCUGACUAUGAACCCGUCUCACCUGAAGGAGCUGGACCUGAGUUUCAAUUAUCCUAGAGAGGCAGGAAUGGAGAGUCUAGCAGCUAUAAUGAAGAAUCCAAGCUUCAGGCUGGAGUCUCUCAACAUGGAGCCUGGAGGAGAAAGAUGGUUGACACCAGGUCUGAGGAAGUAUUCCUGUCCACUAACAGUCGACCUAAACACUGUAAGCAGAUUCCUCAGACUGUCUGACAAAAACAGGAAGGUGACAUUUGUGGAGAACGAGGAGCAGCCGUAUGAUGAUCAUCCAGACAGAUUUGAUCUCAAUCAGCUGCUGUGUACUGAUGGUCUGACUGGUCGCAGUUACUGGGAGGUUGAGUGGGGUGGGAAAGUCUAUGUAUCACUGAGUUACAGGGGAAUCAAUAGAAAAGGAGUCAAUAACGAUUCCUGGUUUGGAUUGAAUGAUAACUCCUGGGGUCUAGUCUGCUCUGAUGAUGGUUACACUGUUUGGCACAAUGGAAAAAAAGCUUUCAUCCCCUUCUCUUCCUACUCCUCGUCUCCCUCUGGCAGAGUAGCGGUGUAUGUGGACUGUCCUGCUGGGACUCUGUCCUUGUACAGAGUCUCUUCAGACACACUGAUCCACAUCUACACUGCCAACACCAAAUUCACUGAACCUCUUUAUCCUGGAUUUGGAUUUGAGUACAAGACAGGUUCUUGGAUGUCUUUGUGUUCACUUUAAGCUCCCAAGUUGUAGUGAUUGUCAUCAUUCAUCUUGACUAAACUAUCACAAUAAAUAUAACAUAUUUUUCCAGUGUCUUCAGACACACUGAUCACCAUCUACACCUUCAACACCAAAUUCACUAAAACACUUUAUCCUGGAUUUUCGUGCAGGAAUCGUUGUAGGGGGUCUUGGUUCUUGUUUUAGUGUAAUCUUUUCUAAGUUAGAACAAAUCUAACUUUACAUGUGUUUCAUCUAAUAUAUGGUUUUAGACUAACAUUCUUUGUAAAAAUUUGUUCAAACAGCUUAAAUAAUCAUAAAGUGCUUCACAAUAGAUACUACAGUCUGCAGGAACUCCAGCACCACCCUGUUGCAUUGUUGAUGCGCUCAAGUCUGUCCUGAACCUGUCCACUAGAUGGUGCAUUUGGCGAAUCUUCCAAAUCACCUUCAUUUCAGUUCAGCACAAGCCCAGCAGCAAGUCUUAAAGGUUUUGCUGAAAUUUGACUUUCCAGACUAGGGGUCAUUGUCACUUCCUAUUUUGUGGCGCAGGAUUGGUGGGGACUUCCUGUAGGGUUCAGAACAUGUCUUGUGUGUUUGUCAAGAUUUAGAGGAUAUAGUUUCAAUCUUAUGUUGGAGGAGCCAUCCAAUAAUCUUCUUUUUUUUCUGAGUGGGCGGGGCUUACGUGAUGUCAUUAAACUACCACACCAAUAUGUGAAGCAGAACCCCCUGAUGAUGCACAAAAAAUCUGGUGCAGAUCAGAUGAUGUAUCAUGGAGAUAUAACUGUUGGAAUAAUUUAGGGGAGUCAAAUUUCAAUAUAAACCUUUUGGCCUUUGAAGAGGUUAACAAAAGUCAUUUUUUUGGUACAAAUUGGAUGAUGCAUGUGUGAUUUAGAGCCAACUGUAUGUAAACUUCAAGGGAUUAGAAUUCGUCAUUCUAUCACAGAAACAUGCUGCAGCCACCAGCCGUUGCUGAGAGAAGGAUUCAGCAUCAUGUUGUUCUGUCAUUGGACUCGGGUCUAAAUUAGUAUGAAUCAAACAGCAAAAUUACGACCACCAGCAGGAAAACAGGUGAUCUCCUGUUCAAAGGGGCGGGGCUAAGGUGAUGUCACAUAUUGACCAUGUGAAUGUGAUCAACGCUGGUCUGUUAUGACACAUAGAAAGUCUGAAGCAGCUGUGAGUUUGUGUGUGGAAGUGAUUCCAUCUUGAGAUUUAAGUUUCUUAAGAAUUUCACAGACUGUUGCAUAAUGGAAUUACCUAAUGUAACUUGUAUUAUAUACUGAAGUCUUUUUAUAACUGGGUGGUCCUAAGAGUGACAGACAUACUGUAUGCCUACAAUCCUUUUGCCAAAAAACUGAAAUUAAUAUUUAAAAACUUUUAUCAUGUCUUUUACUGUAACUACUAAAUAACAAAAUAUUGCAAUCAAAAAUUGAAUAUGUGUCACCUAUCCCUCCUUCUAUGUACUGGAUGUAGUUUUUGCAUUUGCUCACUUGAUUACAUUUUGGCAUACUAUCAAUAAUAAAGACAAAGACAUUGAUGUCA
Xiphophorus maculatus (southern platyfish) is the source of this 4793-nucleotide messenger RNA. RefSeq names its product NACHT, LRR and PYD domains-containing protein 5-like. The transcript has 10 exons. Bases 57 to 3275 code for a protein of 1072 amino acids. NCBI's taxonomy places the organism in Eukaryota, Metazoa, Chordata, Actinopteri, Cyprinodontiformes, Poeciliidae. The record is from RefSeq and is a predicted model, not a curated record. Gene Ontology annotation, molecular function: protein binding.